CGAAACGUCGCUCGCUGGCCUGUGGAGUUUUUGCCGACGCCAGUGGUACGCGGCUACGCCUACGGGGAUACUUGUAUAGUGGGUUGCCGAGGCAGCUGUAACUAACAGGAACAGUUUGUACAAGCAAGGCGAGCUGUGUAAAGCAUUAUAUCCACGGAAUAGCGCGCAAUGCCUGUAACCGUAACGCAACAAACAACAACCGUCUCAUCGUCCGGCGGGAACGAGCGAUUGGCGUUAUGUGCCUUCAACUUCGGCUAUCUGAAGACACCCGACGGUUGGAUCAAAAUAGCCCAAGUAAUCGUGGGACUGAUAGUGAUGUCGCUGCUGAUCAAGACCUAUAAUGUAUCCUGGGUGUUGUUCCUGAUGAUGACAGCUUUUGCUUUUUCUGUUGUCAGUUUCAUUAUUCUACUUUCGGCGAUGGGCUCCUACUCAGGAUCACUUCUCAUUGGAACUCUUUUUUACCUCAACUACCACAUUGUAGGCUUCAUCUUCUACCUUUCUGGAGGAUUGACGUGUGUUGUCAAUGCAUCACAGUACGUUGGUUUGGGCAGCAUCAUAGCUGCUGGGGUGCUUGGCCUCAUAGCCUCAGCCCUAUAUGCAGUGGAUGUCGCUCUGACCGUCCGAGCAAGAGUUUGAACCUUCAGUGCCAACUGCCUGAAUUUACACCUGAAGCGCUGCCGUGCUCAGCUCUAUGCCCAUGGCUUUGCCCUCGUGUACAACUGGUGUUAUAAGGAGUCUCGACAGGCGCUGUAAUGUAUUUUUCGGCGUAUUUUCAUUUACCAAAGGAAAUUAAGUUGAGAAAAGGUUGUGAGGGUUGGUUACUGCAUCAUUGUAGCGAUACAAUGUGUUGCUCUGCUUUAUGUUUGAAGAAGUAUGUGCCUGUGUCGUGCUCCAUGUUUCAUGUCUACAACAAAGGGGGGAGGCUUUUAAACUUGUAAAUCUAAGCGGUGAAUAGUGUUGAAAGUUUCACUGACAAAUUUUUCUUUCACUGAGCUACAAGUGAGCGACUAUAUAUAUAUAUAUAAUAUCGGAUAAGGCAAGGGAUUUAGCACUACUAACAGAAAGCAGUGAUAUGAAAAACUAAAACGCAGCCCAGUGCAAAGACUUGGUGGUAGUAGGAGUGGCCCUCUGCAUUUGUUCAGUUACAAUGAGUACCUUAAGAUGGCAUUUAUUAUACAUGAGAAUACGUCGGAAACAAUAAUUUACAAACUUUGUUCUGUAAUUGCUGUGUAACAUGCUCCUUGAGGUUGCCUGUUCUAUUGCAUGGUUGGUGACAGGCACACAGCACUAAAUCAGGAACUUACUUUAUCAGUUACUCUUAUUUGGCGAAAAAAGUGCGUUGCUGUAGUGCCACCCUCCUUUGAAGUAUGCUGUACCUCUUGUGUACUCAGUUGUUGCUUAUUUGAAGCCUUAAAAGAAUCUCUGUGCCUGCCCCACUGCAACUUUUCACAUGUUUACCCAUGGCAACAAGAGUAGUGUAUUCUUUCACGGGGCGUUGCAUGGUGUGGUCACAUUCUAACUUCUAAAUAUAACUGCAAACUUGUAGGGCACUAUAGGAGCUUGAUAUUUUACAGAAACCACAACUGCUUGGCAGAGUAUGCAAUGUCUGAGCAGCAGGGGGAAGAAACGAUUAAUUCCAGAGGUUUUUCAGCUGCUCUGCAAGCAUAGAAGCCACAAAGGUCACAGACUGAAAAAUAAAGUUCAGCUGUAGCCAUUCGAGCAUAAUUGCUACUGUAACGCUGUAAAUGGUGCAUUUGAGCGUAACUGUAGCAUUUUAUAGUGACAACACCUAUUAUUUUCCUAUUUUGUUUUUUUAUUCAUUGUUGACCACUGAUGCUGUCUAUAAAGACGAUUUAGGUUCAUUGUAAGAAGUGAGGAGUUAUUAGUAUCAUGUGCAUGCAGCAAUUUGUAUGUCACACAAAUUUCAAUCCUAGUUUCUUUUUUCUGUAUAUCUUAUGUUAAAAAUGUGCACUGUUUUCUAAAAGUAAUGCACUAACACAUCUAUUUAAAAUGCAGGCUCAUAAAUAUAUAUUGAUCUGUUCAUCUGAUCUAUUAUUACGCUUCAACUUUGAUAGUAUAAUUUAUAUAAAUAGUAUAAUAAAGUAAGUCUGAACUUUUUCUUGCAGAUAUCUUUGUAUAGCAGAUAUAUGCUUAUAACAAAUGUUGAAUGCAGUAAGGAUAUUUUCAUGUAUGAUGUGACUUUUUAAUAACAUAAUCACAUUCGGUUGUGUUAUUUUUUAAUAUAAGCCUCUGUUUAGGAAGAGGAAGAAAGUUGUUUUCAAGUGGUGGUGAGUAAAAUAUCAGUUGCUGUAUAACUUAACACAGCAUCAGGCCUGGUGUUAUCAAGGUGUGUAGAGUGUAGUGGCCAUGCAUGCUCUGGGCAUCACCAAAUGUCUCUUGCCAGUGGAGUUUAUGAAGCGUUAAAAUAUUUAUGUUACAUUCACUUGUGAUUAGUUCUUUGAGUACUCAUUCGACCAAUAUUUGGUUCUCUAGCUGCAUAGCAAGCUUCUCAAGUUGUAUUUAUUGUUGGUCAGAAACAAUCUGUGUUACGUUUAUGUUUGCACAAAGUAAUGUACGAUGUAGUCAAACAUUCAAAUCCAAUUUUCUGCUUUGUGAAAGCAGGGACGUUGAGACAGCCAUGUAGUAAAGUUAGAGCGUAGUGAAUCAGUGUUGUGCAUUUGUCUGACGUGCUUAUAAGAACCUUGUGGCAGAAGUACCCAUGUGUCCCCUUUUAGAGGCUAUGGUGUUUUAGAGUACAUGUUGUGGAAUACUGCAUUUUGUUGUAAGCAAAUUAUAAAAAAGUUACCUUGAUUAUAUCUAGGUAUCAUUGCAUUGCAGUGAUUAGGGCAUCAUGGAAUCCUGCAAUGGCCGGAAUUUUCUGUCCUAAUGCGGUGAAAAAUGCCAUUUUUGUAUAUUACUUUACAUGUAACUGUGCCUAGAGAGCUGUGUAGCACAUGACAAAUACUCCUUUUGUCACCAUCUGCCCCUGUGAAGAAAAUGUACGGUGAAAUACCUGCAUGCUGACUACGGCUGGUGGCUGGAGCACAUGCUUGUCAGUUCUAUUUUUGCAGAGUGCAUAUGGGAAGCAAGCCCAAUAUAAUAGCCAUUUUUGUACUGGGCAAUGUGUACGUUUAGAUACAAGUCUCCCACUAAGACAUGGCACAGUUAUUUUGUUGUACAACUUGUGCUGCUGCAUAUGUGCGCAUGGAAGAAAACAAUCAUUAUAUAGUGACCAUCAUGAAUGUGUACAUUCCUAUGUAUAUAUACUAAAAAAAUAACUAUUAAGUGUUUGUGAAGCACCAAGCACGUCAAGGCAGUGUGUGUUCUAUGAACGUUUAACUUGUGUUUUGUGAAGCACCUAGCAUAUCAAGGCAAUGCAUGUUCUAUGGAUUUUUAACCUUGCUUAAUGUGAGCAUUGACUUGGGCUAACUGUGACAAUUAAGGGAAAUGCACAGUAUCAAGGGCAUAAUUAUAACCACAAGAAAGGAAAUAUUUUUAGAGAAUGCUACUAUAAAAAGUACAAAUGUGUAGCAGUAGCUUUAACUAUUUAGUUGCAAGCUAAGCCUGCUAAGCAGAAUGCAUGUCACAGAUUUAACCAUUUAACACCAAAGUUAUUCUAAAAGAAAGCAUGCAAAAUUUCCCUAAUUCUGACAAAUUCCCACUGAUUACUUCUGGAUUAAAAAAAAAUUUCACAUGGGUAGUUUACUUCUUAUAUUCACCUAAUUAAUGAAGGACACCUGCUCUAAAGAAAGAGGCCUUCCUUCAACACAUGCAUAACGGUUGAAUAUAAUUAUCUAAACAGAUUGUAGCAAAAAGAAUUGAACACAAAAAAAAAAGUAUGUUCAAGCACCUAAAUUCAGAUGCAUGGCGAGCGCAGAGUUGAUGAAUGCAGUUCAUCUCUGGCAGCCAAAGCAGAAAAGGCUGGGGCUUGCGCAAGUGUAGCUCGUCUUUGGUGAUAUUGGUACACAGUGCUAGGAUGAAUGUUGCUUCAGCUGGGUGGUUAAUGUCUUUGUGAAUCAAGUUGGUGUGUGUGUACCAUUAUAUGUUCAUUUGUGUCGUCAUUUUCUGGAUGCUUUAUUCUUUUAAUGUAGUACCUUCAGUGUCUGUGCAAUAGAAGGGCAUCAUUUGUCUCUUUCACUUUAUGUCACUAGCACUUGGUAUUCCUCAGCACAAUGAUUCGUGCAGCACCAUUUUGUAACAUUAGUUCAGGACAACUUCAGGGAUCAAAACUGCUGUUUGACUUGGCUGGAAAAAGAGAGCCGUGUUCUAUCUUCAGAUUAGUGCACGGUAACCAUAACUGUAGUGAAUUGGUAGAGCGUCCACCUCCAAUGCAGAAUGUAUUGGGUUCAAUUCCCAGUGCUACCAGGCACCCAGAAAUUUUUCUAAAGGUGGGAGAGGUACUCAGACCUGGAACCUGGUAGUGUGGGUACUCAUUUCAAGAAAGUGGCCUUCCUACUGUCUUCUUUCAGCACCCUUUUCCCUCCCUCCCUCUCAUGACUCUGCACCAUUCUCCCUUAGAUGGGUUGCAGAAAUCAGUCUUUCCUAACCUCAAAAACACCAUGUCUUAGCAUACAUUCUGACGCUCCUGCUAUCACUCAUAACAAAAGUACUGGCUUAAGAAUGGUGGUUUCAGGUUCUUGAAAAGGGAUCUCAUGCCAAAACAGUAAAGUAAAAGGGACUGCAGUUACACCCUUUUUCUUUGGGUAGGGAGUAGACAUGUACCAACAAGUAAAUUGGCACACUGCACAAUACCCAUCUUGUGUUCAAAAGAGGAGAUAAGGUGCCUGAAGGAUACAAAAGGAUAUUUCUAAAAGACCUUCAGAAUGGACAUUUGGAAGAGGGGACAGAAAAAAAGGCACCUUUACACAUAAAUGCCAGCAAAUAUUAUAGGUCUAACCAAUACAAGUGAAAGGUUAUCAGUAUGUUAUAUUUCAUUGGAACAAACUUAUUCACACACUUGUUCAUUUGUGUGAGUAUUUGCGUAAAAAAAAAAAGAAAGGGGAAACCUGUCUCGCUUUGCAAUGAUUUACACCUGCAAUGCUAUUUUUGCUGGUUUAUUGCUGCUCAUUUGAUAAUUUAUGUUUUAACACUUUUGUGAGUUUGCCUAGCCAUCUGAUUAGCCCCCACAUUCUCUGUGCUCACAUUUGCGCUAUGUUGAAGUUUCCCCAUGGCCUUCUUUCUCUCUCUGACAUUUACAGUGUUGUGCAUAAGCAAUUCCAAAUUUACAAAUUUUAGACAACAUGAACUAUGCUGCUUGGUUGUACUGCCUGCUGUUGCCUCUGAAGUAUAUGCAGAGAUACCACUAAUUUCAGAGUAUGCAUCACACAUGCACAAGUUGUAAAAUGGCUCUAUGGUGAAUAUGCCCAUCUGGGAAGAUUUAUAUUGCCACAAUGGUAAGAGUUCAAGCCCUAAUGGGGGCAGUAAGGAAACUUUUGUUCAUUGCCUUCUCCAACAUAAUGAUUUCAGCUUAACAUGACUGCUACACCAGUCUUCUGGUUAUACUGACAUCAAAAGUGAUUGUUUUGCCUUGCUAAGACUGCUGUUCACUGGAAAAGAGUGCAACACUAAUUUUUAUAUUCAUUUAUAAAAAAAAGUACUUAUACAAUCCUUCUGUGAUCUACAUUUAACUUUAGGGUCAUUAAUGAGGUUUUAAUUUAGAAACAAAUGUAAAUGCAGUGACAAGAAAAAAGCGGCAUUUUUUUUGUUGCUUAGUAUGUAUGUGAGUUUAGUAAACAGCUGGGUGUGUCACUAAAGACGUGCGAGCCUACAAUUGGUGAUUGCUAUGUCAUAUUAUCCAUUUUUAAAUGCUAACCCAACAAUAUCAAACUACCUUGGGUAGCAGCUUGGCACCCAUAGUUUUUGACCACAAAAAUGGCACAAAUUCCUCGCAUUAUAACAUGAUGAGUGUCACUCCCUCCAUUUCACCACUUGAAAUUGCAGUGGAAGCUGCAGCUGGUAUGAGCUUACCAAAAUGGCUACCAUGUGAAUGCUUGUCUUGUGCUGCAUGCCCCCUUUUUGUCGAGAGUGGUGUCUAUUCAUUCUUGAUUGCUCGAGCAUACUUUGUAGUCCCCUUACAAUGCCAUACUGUUGUGAUAACAUUACUUUUUGAUCAUUUAGGUAACCUUAUAGGUUAACUUGCAUCCCUUUACAAGUCUGUUUCUAACCUUCAAGCUUCAGCUAGGUGAAAGUGUUCUUGCUCCCUUCUGUGGCACUAGUAUUGCACUGCAGCUGACAUUUGCACAAUAUUAUUUACUUCACUGUUUUAGCAGUACGUUAUCUUGCUGUUCCUUUCUGCUUGCUUCCUAGAUUUAAAACAGCAGGGGGCACCUGUGAUUUUUCGCAACAGUACUGAAUUUACUGAUGCUCUAUUUUCGGAUAUAUGUCACUUCGUGGAAUAAAGAGCUGUAACAAAAUGCUGAAGGCUAAAUGAUUUUAUCUGUGUGUUGUGUUCAGCUUACAACUAAAGAUAAAUUUGGAAUGUGACUAUGCUGAGCACUGCUUGGGCUUAAUGGAGUUGUGCAUCAAAGCUGCUUAAGUACAUUUGCAAUGAGUAAAGGCUUUUGUUAUUGAGACUGCAGCGAAUGCAGUCUUGUAUGAAAGUAUUUUAAAGGGAACUGAUAAAUUUGUUUAAAGAUUAUUGCACUAGCUUUUAUAUGCAACAGGAGACUUAGACUGAACAAUUUCCGGUUUAGUUUGAAAGACAUUAGUUUCAAUGUGGUUCCAGCAUGUUUGCUGUGACAGUUUUCACAACUUUAUUCCU
Molecule: messenger RNA, 6760 nt
Organism: Rhipicephalus sanguineus (brown dog tick)
Lineage: Eukaryota; Metazoa; Arthropoda; Arachnida; Ixodida; Ixodidae
Exons: 4
Coding region: 169-636 (155 amino acids)
Cellular component (GO): membrane
Source: RefSeq, a predicted model, not a curated record